UACCCUACAACACAGUCGCGCGGGAAACAAAGGCUAGUAUAGACUCAGUCUCGCGCUCCAUCCCAACCCAUCAAGCCAUGUGAGAGAGAGAGAGAGAGAGAGAGAGAGAGAGAGAGAGAGAGAGAGAGAGAGAGAUUAGCUGUAAAGGGACGCAGACAGAAAUAUUCACCGUCGGGUUGAGCGCCGCUCCCCGGAAAACAAGACUACACCUCCCUUCCAGGAGCUGAACGUGCAACCCGGGCGGAGAACAGAAUUAAUGCCCAUCAUUACAUUGUAGUACCCUAGUCAUAUUGAUUACCUGUAUCGUAUACGCCUCUGAGCGGGGGUUUGGCUUUUUCUAAGCGGAGGCAAGUGAUACAUUUCCUAUUCAAGGGGAACAGGUCUGGCAACCGAGAUGUCGGAAGAUUUGUCACAGCAAGAGAGACUCCGGGCUAUUGCUGAGAAAAGAAAGAGGGAGGGUGAGAUUGAGAACAAAAGAAGACAACUGGAAGAUGACCGCAGGCAACUGCAGCAUCUCAAGUCGAAAGCCCUAAGAGAGCGGUGGCUUUUGGACGGAGCGCCAUCCAGUGGAGAGGAUGAGGCACAAAAACAAUUACAGGAGGAUGAAGCCAAAACCAAACUUUUGGAGGAGACCAUCCUCAGAUUAGAACAAGAGAUCGAUGAGCUUGAGACGGCUGGCAAUGAAAAUGCACCUGAUGGCAAAGUAAAGGCAGUUGAAAAUGGCCUACAGCAGCCUAGCCCAAAUUCAGAUCAAAACACCAAGAAACAGAUCACAGGCAUUGAGGCCAAACUCCAGUGCACCAAUCCUGAUGUAGCCAUUGAGAAUGCCAGCGCAGAGCACCCCGUCACCAUGGUGUUUAUGGGCUACAAGAAUGUAGAGGAUGAGGCAGAGACCAAGAAAGCAUUAGGCAUGGAGGAAACAGUGAAAGCUGAAUUUGUGGUCAUUGAGGAUGGAGAGAGCAAAGGAGGAAAUGAGGGGGCCAAGGAUGACCAGGCUCCGCCCAACGGCAGCACCUCCAGUCCUGACAAAGCUCAGGAUGAUGCAAAGAAAGAGGAAUCAAAAGAAGAAGGCAAUUCAAAAGAAAAGCAGAGGUGCAAGUGCUGCACAAUCAUGUGAGUCUGGCCGCUCACACUGAAGUUCAGACUCGUGGAAAACUGACACCCUGAUCAUAACGCAACCAGGAUUAAGUAUACCCUGUAUGCUUAUAAUUAACUUUUGUUGUCAAGUAUGUAUUUCUUUUUUAUUUUUAUUAAUAUUUUUCUAUAUUUCUGUCUUGACAUUUAUAUAUCUAUAUAUACAUAUAUUUUCAUUAUGUAAACUUAUGAAGUCCAGUAUUUUGCUUGUUGAAGAACAGAAAAUGAGGACCACAACAGACUCCACUUUGAGCAACGACGUGGUUAUAAAACAUUUCUGUGGCCCUCAUCCGAUAUACAUCUCGAUAUAUGAACAUUUAGCUAUUUACUGUAUCUCCUGUAUGCAUUUGUGUUUUCAAGAUAUUAGUUUAUUACUCAAAAGAAAUGACUAUAUUGAAAUUAUGAUGUUAUGAUGCAUUUUAAUAUAUAUUUGGAACCUCUUGUUUUGAUUUAGUUUUGCCAAAUCAUCUCAGAUCACUGUGAACACUGGUACAUAGAGUGUAGUCUUUGUCCACAAUAGUACAUUCUGCAUUACUCAUUAGGCCAUUAUCUAUGUAAAUAUAAUCCAGUUAUUUAUGAAUGUUCAUGAUAAAAUACAUUUAAUCAUGUUGUUUAAAUUAGAUGGCUAUAUCUACCCCAGAUCCCCACUAUUAACACAGCAGCUUUCUGCUUUACAAGUAAAAACUUUUUAGGCCAAACGCCAUUUACAAGAUUUACAGUCCAUUAAAAAAUAUAACUGAUAAUAUAAAGCUAUGUGUUUUUAUGGGACAUAAUUUAGAAGAAAUUAGCAUGUGUGUAAUAGCAUUUUUACAGUGUAUUUACACUUUGAAAAGACACAUUUCUAAUAUUGACAGAAAACUGUAAAAGAUUAUUGUGUUUUUAUUGUAUUUUGUGUUCUCCGUUACUAGCUUGUUGCUGUAAAUUGAUCCGCCCUCAUGUAAAAAGUGUUCAACAUCAUUUUAAAUGGUUGCAGUUCAUCCAAAAUAAUCACGUAUGAGUUUUAACUAAAAUCAAAUAGCUGUCAUCAUAUCUGGGGUCUAAAACAUGUUUCACAUUCCACAUAUGUCACAAGUCCAACAGCUUUGUAAAUGUAGUAUUGCUGUCUUUCUGAUAAUGCAAUUUAAUGAAUUAUUUCAAUUUGUGUAAGACAUUAUGUGUUGUGGAUAUCAUAUAAUGUCAUGAGUUAUAGGUGCUUUAUUGGUAUGCCCAAUUGCCUGUUAUGGUCCAAGUGUUUAAAUCAGGAACAAUGACAAUAAACAAAAAAAUGUUUAU
Triplophysa dalaica is the source of this 2406-nucleotide messenger RNA. RefSeq names its product paralemmin 1b (gene palm1b). The transcript is spliced from 7 exons. Bases 395 to 1117 code for a protein of 240 amino acids. Gene Ontology annotation, cellular component: membrane. The record is from RefSeq and is a predicted model, not a curated record. Gene Ontology annotation, biological process: regulation of cell shape. Lineage: Eukaryota; Metazoa; Chordata; Actinopteri; Cypriniformes; Nemacheilidae.